AUGAGUGGCGGCGAUGUAGAAUCCGGAUACGGGUUCGGGUCCGGGCCCGAAUUUGGCCCGGGAAAGAUCGUAAAAGAUUUGGAUGAAGUCGGGUUUGUUGUGGGAGAUUGGGAGUUUCUUGGAGCCGUGACGGUUCCAGAAGAUAAAGGGUUUGAUUUGGAGGUGGAAGGUGGGGGUGGUGGUGGUGGUGGUGGAAGUGGUGUCGCCGUCGUCGUCGGUGGUGGGGGAGGGGAGGAGGUGGAGGUGGAGGGAGCGGGUGAAGAGGGUGCGGGACCAGGUGAGGGCGAAGAUGCCGAUGUGGGUGUGGUAGAGGGUGGUGGUGAUGUUGGGUUUGGAGGAUGGUGGUGGUGGUGGUGGGGAGUGGUGGCGGGUGGUGGUGGGACGGCGGUGGUCGGUUGA
Molecule: messenger RNA, 399 nt
Organism: Helianthus annuus (common sunflower)
Lineage: Eukaryota; Viridiplantae; Streptophyta; Magnoliopsida; Asterales; Asteraceae
Product: glycine-rich cell wall structural protein 1.0-like
Exons: 1
Coding region: 1-399 (132 amino acids)
Source: RefSeq, a predicted model, not a curated record